AUGUUGAUAAGUUCCAAUGCAGCACUUUUGGCAGAGAAUGAAUUGUUUGAAAGUUUUAUAAGACGCAUGGAACAACAGGACCCCUUGACCCAGCCUGUGGGUCUGCAAGUAGCUGGAAAAUCCCAUCUGGAGCACAGUGGUCAAAGUGGGAACCAGACAAAUCAGGACAGCUUGAGUGCCGGCGUUCUGCAGCUGACCUUGAGACAGAAACUAUGCGUAGCACAAAGGGAAACAGCAGAGAUGAUAAGAGACCAGCAGAAAGACAAGGAAGAGUCUGAGAAAAUUCUGGAAAACUACAAAGUCUCUCUCAAAGAACUUGAUCUGCAGCGAGCAGACAUUCGCAAGGAGAAGAACAACUUUGAUUGUAGAUCACUAAAAGCAAUAAAGAUCUCAGAAAUUAAGGAACUACAAAAGGUGCUCCAGUAUAUGCGAAGUAAGCAGGCCACCCAGUGUGAUAAACUGAAACUAAAGAUCCAAGGCUUGAAGGCACGGGAGGAGAAGCUCCAGCUGCGGCUACAGGAGAAAAAAGAACAGGCAAAAACAGGACUGGAGGAGAUUUUCUUGGACUGCAGUGAGCCCGCAGUCGACCUCGAAGAACUGAGAGUCAAACAUUUGCAAGCUCAGUGCACCCUAAGAUCUCAAAAGGAGAAGCUUCAACGCGUGACAGUAGAGUCCACACAGCUGGGCAGGGACAUCACUAAAACAAAGGCGAUGCUCGAGAAUAUUGAAGGCGGCCUAUUACGUGUUGAAGAGGUGCGUUCAAAGGCCGAGACCCAGAACAAACAGCUGCACCGCCAGAUGUCCACCUACCAGGCACCCGAUGUGACGCAAUAUAUGCACGUCAAGGACAACCACAAGCAGCUGCAGCAGAGCGUAUACACUUGGCAGAGGAAGGUUGCGAUAGCUGAGAUGACCUUCAAGUCAAAAUCCUGGAGCAAUCAUGGGGACUUUCCAAAUCCAGUCAAGCUGCCAUGCAUUGCACAUGGCAAAGCAUAA
This is a messenger RNA of Nerophis lumbriciformis (worm pipefish), 996 nucleotides long. The record is from RefSeq and is a predicted model, not a curated record. NCBI's taxonomy places the organism in Eukaryota, Metazoa, Chordata, Actinopteri, Syngnathiformes, Syngnathidae.